Molecule: messenger RNA, 1869 nt
Organism: Plasmodium fragile
Lineage: Eukaryota; Apicomplexa; Aconoidasida; Haemosporida; Plasmodiidae
Exons: 2
Coding region: 1-1869 (622 amino acids)
Source: RefSeq, a predicted model, not a curated record
AUGUUCGGAGAUCUCAUUCCCUGCCUCAGCAGCAGCGUCAAGAGGAGGCCCCUUUUCCACAACCAGAAGCGAUUCGCCUACUACCGCUUCCACAAGCGAGUGGGCAAAGGCUCAUGGAGCAAGUACGUGGAACGGUUCAAACCCCCAAGGAGUAUCGAAAACACCCAGAGACUCAUUUUCAACUAUGAGCCCACGUAUUCAGAAAAAAAAGCGUCCUGCAGCUGGCAGUGGCUGCUUCCAAAAAAAAUCGCACAAGCCACAACAUCGGACGAGGUGUUAAAUGUGUGGGUGUACUACCGACACAAGAGAAAAAAAUCCUAUCAUUAUAUGAAAGUUCUAAAGAGGUUAGUCGAUGUGGGGACCUGCUCGACUAAUGAUUGGAGAUUUAAAUUAAUCACCUCCAGAGUACAAAACAAAAUUAAUACCUUUCUUAACCUGCCUAGAAUAUGUUACUACUACGGGAGAUUAAAAGCCACAGCUCAGUUAGAAGGAAUGAGUAAAAUGUUAAACCAUCGACUAAGUUGUUAUCUCCCUCAUCAGUUGAUUUUAAUUUUAAGAAGUUUUGCCCUUUGUGAGUUGCAAGACAAGCAACUGUUCUGCAAAAUUAGGGACCAGCUGAAACCCCAUGUGCGCACUCUCUCAUUUUCACAAUUGUCUGCCAUAGCGCAGAGCUAUGCGUCCUGCAUGAUUCACGACUUUUUAUUCCUUAGUGUAGUGGCGGAGGAGGUUAUACUCAGGGUUAAGCUGUGUAACGAGCGAAGCUAUGACCGACUCGGCGAGUACAAUGCAGGGGGAGGAGAAACUGCUGCAGUGGGGGAAGAAGGCCCACUGCUGCACGACCUAGCCACGGAAAACAACCUCGUACAGCACAAGCGAGAGCAGUUCUGCUACUACCCCCAAAUGGAGAGCCUAGUAGACAUAGCGGUCUCCUUUGCAAAUCUGAAAUUCCAAAACUACCUCUUCUUCGAUUACAUCAGCAGACUCACCAUAUAUAUGCUAAAAAAUCCGGACACAAAUAUCCUGAACCCAUACCUUAUAGAAAAAAUAGCUAGCUCAUUUUGUAAGUUAAAAAUAAACGACGUAAUGCUAUUUGAGUACAUUCUCAAACAUAUACGCAUAUACACAUACGAUUAUCCUCCCCAAGUCCUUUGCACAAUUGGGUGUCUCUUCUCAUCCAUACUACCAUUACAUUACGGAGCAAUCAACCGGAUUUACAAAAAAAUGAUGCAACACAUAUAUGAAAAUGCUUCUAUCUUAACCAUGGAUUCCUUAACCAAGUUCUCCUCCUUUGUACAUAAAGGGACAACAAGCGACGGAACAAAAAAGGAAUUCUUAUUUCGAGUAAACGAUCUUGUUAAGAAGGUAGACAAUAAAUACUCUAAAAUGAUGUAUGACGUUCCCAGGAUCUUGGAAGUUUUAUCCUUUCAUGAAUUGCUGGAUCAGGAUUCUUUUCAAAUCAUGUGCAAACAUAUGCAUGGAAAUAUUAAGUACUUUGAACCAUGUGACUUUAACAGAGCUGCGAGAGCGUUAAGCCAAGUGAAGAAAAAAUUCAACUUCGAGGAUGACAAAAUCGUUAAUGCACUUGCAAGGAAUGCCAUUAAGCAACAUGAUCUGUUUCAUAUUAUCGACUACCAUCAAUUUUGUAAAGCCAUUUUACAUAUAAGUGGAUUGAAGGACAUAUAUAAAAUUUCCUUGGUCAAAUACCACAACAGUGUUCCCUUUUUUGGCUUUAAUGAAUUAACACUCGAGGUUGACGUCCCCAGCCAAGAAAAACAAAACGCACGCAAGUAUAAGAAAGGCACCAUCCGUUUUUCCAACAAGAAAUUGGAACAGGAGUAUCCCCUGCACAAGGCGCUGGCUAACGCGUAG